UGUCGGCCGAGAGGGAGAGCACACGGCUGGACCAGCUGCACGCCUAUCCGCGCAAAAGCCUCCAAAGAUGAACGUGGACGACGUCCGUGUCGGCGGCUACCAGCUGCUCAUGCUCCUGCUGCUGUCCGUCAAUUUCGUCAUCGUGGGCAUGAGCCACGCGCUUAGCAUCUUCUACAAGCACAAGCCCGACUUCCACUGCGAGGACGACGACGUGCUGAACGGCACGUCCAUCUGUACGAGAUCAUCGUGUACCUUCGAUGAUGCAAACAGGACGAGCGUGGCGAGCGACUGGCUAUUGAUAUGCGACCGCGAGCCUCUGCUCCGCGCCUCCGGUGACGUUUAUUUCGGCGGCAUGCUGCUCGGCGCCAUCGUCGCCGGAUUACUCAUGGAUCGCAUCGGCAGACUGCCCGUUUUGGCGAUCUGUCUCUACGCCCAAGGAGCCAUGGCCGUCGCGCUGAACAUCGCCAAGUACUACGAACUGUUCCUGGCGUUCCGCGGCCUGCAAGGCUUCUUCGCUCAGGGCCUCGAGAGCAGCAGCUACGUCCUCGGCAUCGAGCUGUUCCCGAGCAAGCACCGCGCUCUGGUCUCGCUGCUCGUCCUGUCGAUGAGGUCCGUCGGCUUCGCCGCCCUGGCCGGCCUCAACUACGCCGUUCUCGACUGGAGAGUGCUGCAGCUGGUCGUCUCGCUGCCCACCACGCUCACCGUCCUCUACAUCUGGCUCAUUCCCGAGUCGGCGCGCUGGCUGCUGGCGCGCGGCAGGACGAGCCACGCCGAGACGGCCAUCCGCAGGAUCGACGGCUACAACAGCCUGCUCGGAUCGGGCGGGGCAGCGCCGCAGCAGCCGGCGGGGAGGGCGCGCGCCGCCACCGACGACCGCGGCGCCGAGGAGGCGUCGCCCGGGGAGGCCGACAACCUACUCGAGCGCACGGGUGAGCGGCCGCGUCUCGACUUGGCAGCGAACGCCGCGGAGAGGGCCGGUAGCGAGGCCGCCAGCGGGCCGCCCGGCGACGCCGCCGGAGUGCGGACCGCCGACGAGAUCGCAAGCUUGGACGCCCCGAACGACUUGCUGGCGUCGGCGGAGACGCUGUCGACCGAAGUGGCCGGCAGCAAGCACGGCGACGGACGGGGCUCGGGGAGCUGGAUCGCCAGGUUCCUGGAGGCGAGAUUCCUCGGACGCAGCUGCGCGGUGCUCGUGUGCUCGUGGUUCGCUUGCUCGCUGGCCUUCCACGGACUGAUAUCGCUGCCGCCCCGGAUGAAGCUCGACCGGCAUGCCUCUCUGGCCAUCGCCGCUGCAAUGGAGAUCGUCACCUUCUCGCUCGGCUACGCAUUGAUAUCCUCGCGGCUAGGGCGUCGCGCGCCUUUGUGCGUCAGCCAGAUCAUCGCUGCCGUGGUCUGCCUUGUCAUGGCCAUCUUGGCGGCCACACUGUCGGAACCAACUGCCGAGUCGAUUGCUCACGGCAAGGUGGCGCUUUUGAAGAUUGGAGCGAUCGCGAAUAUAAUCUGCUUUUUCGUUCUGCGAAUGUUAACGAUCGAACUGUUCCCUACGAUUUCGAGAGGUACCGUACUUGGAUUGUGCAUCGCUGCGGAGAUGUUUGGUGGUCUUGUUACUCCGUUGAUUUUGAUGCUGAAUAACUGUUUGACUGAAAUGAAGCUGGACAUUUCGAGAAUUGCAAUCGGUAUUUUCUGCAUCUGCGUUGCAUUUUUCACACUAACGUUGCAAGAAACUGCAAAUCUUUGUACUUUACCGGACACCGUGGAAGAUGCGAAAAUAUCUAGUCAAAAAGGCAAUAUGAAUUGUAAUAUCGAGGAAACAGAAGAUGAGCAAUCGGAAGAUCCUGAGAAAUUACGAAAAAAAUUGUUUUCCGAAGAUUGGGUCGAUGCUGGCAACGGUAUAAUCGUCAAUUUUACAGAAAAUAAGACUAUGGAUUGAUU
Phymastichus coffea is the source of this 1932-nucleotide messenger RNA. Its product is annotated as solute carrier family 22 member 15-like. The transcript has 7 exons. The record is from RefSeq and is a predicted model, not a curated record. Gene Ontology annotation, biological process: transmembrane transport. Bases 68 to 1930 code for a protein of 620 amino acids. Gene Ontology annotation, molecular function: transmembrane transporter activity. Lineage: Eukaryota; Metazoa; Arthropoda; Insecta; Hymenoptera; Eulophidae.